Molecule: messenger RNA, 1374 nt
Organism: Theileria equi strain WA
Lineage: Eukaryota; Apicomplexa; Aconoidasida; Piroplasmida; Theileriidae
Exons: 1
Coding region: 1-1374 (457 amino acids)
Source: RefSeq, a predicted model, not a curated record
AUGAUGGACAAGGAGGCAAUUUUCGAGGCCUUACCAUUUAAUUCUGAUGGCGUAGCAAUGGUAAAAAGGGGUAGAAGGGGUGCUAAAGGCCCAGACGGACGCGGGGAGCAAGAAACUGCCAAGGAAGAGUCUGGAGCUCCGAAUGCCACUAAAGUCGAAUCUGGCCAGGAUCAAGAGGCUGCACCCAUUGAAGACGGCUAUCAGCUUAUAUGCGAGUCUGAGAAGGGCCCUGGCUACUGCGAGAGGGACAAUGAGGAGGGCGAAAAGAUUUCAUCGAGAUCCACGAUUUAUGACGAUAUGCUAAAGAUUUACGUGGACCGUUCCAGGAGUAUAACCUAUGAGGAGAACCCAAGCAGAGACCCAAUGGUCUGGUUUUCACUCUUUAUUCUGGCGUCUAAUCCCCUAGUCGCCAUUUACCUCCUCUACCAUUUCAACAAUUGGCAACCAUGGGCUGGUCGUUCGGCCUUUUCCGAUGGCUCUGUAAUUACCACUGUAUCUUCAGUUAUUUCUGGAGCAAAAUCUGAUGCUGCAGCUGAAGGGCUCUCUCUCUCGACAAAGUUCCCGCUCAAGGGGCUUGCCACUAGUUGGUUGGCGCUUUCCGGCGGAGCAUCUGCAGUCGCAGCUCCUGCUUCCAUUGUAAGAAUCGCAAGUUCGUUUGCGAGACUUGUGCAGGAGUACGCGUUUUUCGAAGUUUUUGGAGAAAUUGGCUUUGCGCUCUUCAGUCUCGUCCUCAUUAUACUUUGCAGAUUGCCGUGCAGCGAUAAGAAAUAUCGUAUCCAGUCGGUUCUCCCAUGCAUUGCCAUGCUCUACAUGGUGAUUUACAAGAUUCUGGCUCUCUACGUUCUAACCACCGGGAUUCGUCUACUUCUUUUUUACUUGUUUAUCGUGGCUCUUCCGGAACUCCCUAUUCCCCAAUUUGCCACUCAGAUUUUGGCCAUAUCUAUAGGCGGGGACGAUGCUAAAAUGUUUAGGGAGCUUUAUAAAAUGGACAUGGAGGGGCAUUUCUGGCUUAUGGUCUUUUGCGCUGAAAACAUUUACAUUACUGUGACAGAUACAAUUGAGCUAUUUUACACACUCUCAAGGAUGGCAUCCAGAGGUACGAGACGAUUGGUUGCAAAGCUAAAGAGACAGCAGGAAUCGCUAUACUAUACUCUUGCCCCCGGCGAUGCUACAGAGUAUACCGGUGCAUGCAGUAGCUGCUCCUACCUAUUAAUGGAAAACCCAGCAGAAUCUGACCCUCAUGAAAAGUAUAUUCAUAGCAUGUACAAUGAUAGGACCGACGUUGGCACCUACCUGAAGAAUAUCGACAUUAAAGAAUAUAGUCGGGGACUCGAGAAUUUUUCGGCAAAAAUUCUAAAACAGGGGCAGGAAUGA